UCUAAUCGCAGUUACUACCCCCUCUCUUCCCGUACGAACCGUCUCUCACGCAACCCCGGUUUGCUGCCAUAUGCCCAAUUUCCCGCCCGCCAAAUCUCAUCUGCGCGUCCGUUCCCAAAACGCCCCCCCAAGAAACAAACCCCACGAAAAAAGAAAAAAGAAAAAAGAAAAAAGAAAAAGAAAGGUCCCUCUAGAAGGUGCGCGGAGGGAGGGUGUGGGAAGGGGGAAGCGAGAUGGGGAAGCAGCGUCGGAGGUACUGGUUGUUGAAGACGGAGCCGUCAGAGUGGUCGUGGGAGGAGCAGGUGUCGUCGAGCGGCGGCGUGGCGGCGUGGGACGGCGUGCGCAACCGCCAGGCCGUCAAGCACAUGAUGUCGAUGCGCGCCGGCGACCGCUGCUUCUUCUACCACUCCGGUCGCCGCCCCUCCGAGCGCCGCAUCGUCGGCGUCGUCGAGGUCGCCAGGCCGUGGUACGCGGACGGGGCGGAGGGGGGCGCGGUGGACGUGCGCGCGGUGGGGGAGAUGCGGCGCCCCGUGGAGCUCAGGGACAUCAGGGAGAAGGCGGCGGGGGAGGCGAAGGAGAUCAUGAAGGGGUUCGCGCUGCUGCGGCAGCCGCGGCUCUCGGUGGUGCCCGUUCCGGACGACGUAUGGGAGGUGCUGUGCGAGAUGGCCGGCGGAUUCGAAGAAGAGGCACCGGCACCCACGGCGGCGGAGGAAUCCUCCGAUGAAGAGGACGAAGCUUCCCCAGGGAAGGAAGGGGAAUGAAAAGGUUUUGGAUGCAGACGGAGUAUAAUACUAGAACUGGCAUGAAUUUUGGGAAUCAGAAAGAUGGAUGAACUGUUUUGCGUUCUCUGUAACUCUUAUCUAGGUUCUAGUUCAACUUUGGAUAGUGCUGUGUAAAUGUUUAUGUGGACCAUCCAGCAGUUUUUUUGUUUUGCAGCAAAAAAAUGAAACUAGAACUGGAGAGCCUUCAUUCAGAGCUUUUCUUGUUUCAACUUUGUUUGUAUUACUACACACGAAAUCAACAAUAACAAACGUUUUAAUUAA
Molecule: messenger RNA, 1043 nt
Organism: Ananas comosus (pineapple)
Lineage: Eukaryota; Viridiplantae; Streptophyta; Magnoliopsida; Poales; Bromeliaceae
Product: thymocyte nuclear protein 1
Exons: 2
Coding region: 234-761 (175 amino acids)
Cellular component (GO): nucleus
Source: RefSeq, a predicted model, not a curated record